This is a messenger RNA of Culex pipiens pallens (northern house mosquito), 2724 nucleotides long. RefSeq lists its product as uncharacterized. The record is from RefSeq and is a predicted model, not a curated record. The coding region runs from base 166 to 2175 and encodes 669 amino acids. NCBI's taxonomy places the organism in Eukaryota, Metazoa, Arthropoda, Insecta, Diptera, Culicidae. The transcript has 5 exons. Gene Ontology annotation, molecular function: phosphoprotein phosphatase activity.
UGUUGAUGUCAAAAAGCGUAGCCAUUUUAGAAAAUCAAAACAGAUUGAAAAUUUCGGUGCAUAAGAGCGCGAGUGCGGAAAGUGACUUUUUCGUGCGUGAAUCAAGCGUGAAAGUAGCUGGAAAAUGUUCUAAUCGGAUGGGAUUCGACCGCUUGUGCAGCAACCAUGUGGUUACGGAGCGAAACGCGCGACCGGCGGCUGCGCUCGAGCAGUUCCCGCGUCACGGUCAAGAAUAAAAAGCACGCAAAAUUUCACCCCUCAAAACCCGCGACCAAACGGGGCCCACUUCCAACGGUGACGACGCCCGGUGGCCGCAGUCGUCCGGUGGUCCGAACCAGUCCGCGACGGUCGGGAGGCGGUGGGCGAAGAAGCGAUAAGCCGCCGUCGGACGACGGAGUUGGUGGUGAUGGUGGUGGUGGGGGAGGAGAGAAUGAGAUUCCGGAGGAAUGCAAGGAAAACUGCUGGCAGGACAGCAACGAUCUCACGCUGUUUGACUCGGGCGUAGGGGUGAAGAGCUCGUACGAGGGUGCGACCAGUUUGUAUGCGAGGAAGGCGACGGAUGAGAUUGGUUCGCCGGACGAUUGUCUGAACCAGUUUGGGGUGAUCUCGUUCGAUGGGGGGAGUAAAACUUCGAUCUCUCAGCAGCCGGUUGAACCACUUAAAUCGAAAUGUGUCACCGAGUGUGACAGCACGACGGAGAUUGACUGCGACGUUAGCUAUCCCUCGACGUCCGGGUUCUGCAAUCGACGUCCUUUGUUACCGUCGCCACCGCCGUUGGAUGUGGUGGUUCCGGAGGUUGAUUCCACUACCGAUACGAUUCCGGACACGACGAACGAGCUGGAACCAGUCACCAGCAUAGUUCCCUCGUUUCAUCCGGCUUCGGCCUCGUCCUCGUCGUCAUCGUCAACGUCUUCUUCGUCGUCAUCGUUGUCCUCCACUUUUCAACCGGCCAGCUACAGCAGCUGCUCGUCGGUGACCGGUCCGGAAGAACAACCCGCCUCGAGCAGCUACUCCCCAAAUGCGACUUCGGCGACGGCGGAUCUGAUUUCGAUGUUCGACGAUGAGCACUACAAGAACGCGGGGGAUUUUCAGUACACGGACUUUCUGCCGUACAACACGCUACUCACGCAGGCGCUGCUCAGCUGUGGCGACGUCUCUAGCCUCAAUCUCAACUGCGACAACAUGGCGACGGGGACCGGGAACGAUUCGGGUGGCUUUCUUUCCUCGAUCAAUCCGACGGCCAUUGAGAACUUGAAGGCGUUGACGAAUUUUCAAACGGUGGCAGCGACUGCGGCCGCCGCCACCCUGGAAGAAACGAUGGCCGGGCCAAGCUCGAGCGGGGCGUAUUUGGGCCAGGAGCUGGUCGGGACGGAGUCGGAAUCGUUGAUCCACAACAUUGAGUGCACCGAAACGAUUGCGCUGUGCGGCAGGGCUGACGAGGGGGACGCCGGCGGCGCGAUGCAUUUGGAGUCGGACGAGUGCAUGGAGAUUGAGGAAUCGAACGACGCCCAGCACGAGCACGUCGCGUGGGAAACGUUCGAUCCGUACGUGUUCAUCAAGCACCUGCCGCCGCUGACGUGCGAGAUGCGGUCCAAGUGUCCGGCGCUGCCGCUCAAGACGCGCUCCAGUCCGGAGUUUAGCCUCGUGCUCGACCUGGACGAAACGCUCGUGCACUGCAGCCUGCAGGAGCUGUCCGAUGCGAGCUUCAAGUUUCCGGUGCUAUUCCAGGAGUGUCAGUAUACGGUGUUUGUGCGCACGCGGCCCUUCUUCCGCGAGUUUCUCGAAAAGGUUUCGCAAAUCUUCGAGGUGAUUCUGUUUACCGCCUCCAAGCGGGUGUACGCGGACAAGCUGCUCAACCUGCUCGAUCCCGAGCGGCGGCUAAUAAAGUAUCGUCUCUUUCGCGAGCAUUGUGUGCUAGUCAAUGGCAAUUAUAUCAAAGAUUUGACCAUUCUGGGGCGAGAUUUGUCCAAAACCAUCAUCAUUGACAACUCGCCGCAAGCAUUUGGAUAUCAGCUGGAAAAUGGAAUUCCCAUCGAGAGCUGGUUCAUGGAUCAGAACGAUUCCGAGCUGAUGAAGAUAUUGCCAUUCUUGGAGCGAUUAGCGGAAAUGAGAGAGGACGUGCGGCCGCACAUUCGCGAAAAGUUUAGGCUGUUUUCGUACCUUCCGCCGGAUUAAGGCGCGCACCGGCGCGCAGCCGGCGAUGACGACGACAGCAAACAAUCAGUAUCAAUAUCUCAUAGCUAAAGUGAAUUUGCAUCUCCUGCGCGGGCGCGCUCUGUUUGAAGCGCGGGCUUCAUAAUUUAAUACCUUACUCUAAGCCAGAAAGAAGAAGAACAUUGAUCUAUAGAUAAAGAGAAAUUGCAUAAACAUACACAUUUAGACAAGGGCACACCAAAACAAACAUGAUUGUGUAACAAAAGCAUACAAAACAAUUAAGAAUUAAAAGUUUACAAACUCUAGAAGGGUAAGCAACACUAGAUGUUAAACACUAAAAAACAAACAAACACAAAAAAAAAACAAUUAAGAAACCAGAAACAUAACCGUGCAGUACACAGAAUAAUCGAUAAGCGUAAACUUAACCAAGCGAAACUAGAAUUUUUCCCUUGACCCAUUUGUAAGCGUUACUGUUACUUUUCACUUUGUUACUGUGGGUUUUGAAUCCUUUGCAGCAUUAACAAAAGUAAGUUGAAUAAUAACGUAAAGAACAAACAAGCAACAACAAAA